Messenger RNA from Penicillium roqueforti, 1059 nucleotides. RefSeq names its product zinc-dependent alcohol dehydrogenase. Gene Ontology annotation, molecular function: oxidoreductase activity. The coding region runs from base 1 to 1059 and encodes 352 amino acids. Lineage: Eukaryota; Fungi; Ascomycota; Eurotiomycetes; Eurotiales; Aspergillaceae. The transcript is spliced from 4 exons. The record is from RefSeq and is a predicted model, not a curated record.
AUGGCCGCUCCUGAAAUCCCCACCAAUCAGAAGGCCAUUAUUUACGACCAGCCUGGGACGGUUUCGACAAAGAUUGUGGAACUAGAUGUCCCAGAGCCUGGUACGGGCGAGGUUCUCAUUAAUUUAACACAUUCCGGCGUGUGCCACUCGGACUUUAGUAUCAUGACCAACAGAUGGAGCGCGUUCCCACACCCAACUCAGCCAGGCCAAGUGGGCGGCCACGAAGGUGUCGGCAAGGUAGUCAAACUCGGUGCAGACACCGAAUCCUCAAACCUAAAGAUCGGCGAUCGAGUCGGUGUCAAAUGGGUUUCCAGUGCAUGUGGGCACUGCCUCUCCGGCUACUACACCCCAGGAACAUUCCAGCAAUACACACUAGGACCCGCAAACUACAUAACCCCUAUCCCAGACGGUCUCGACUCCGCCUCGGCAGCACCACUGCUCUGCGCCGGCGUAACAGUAUACUCCGCACUGAAACGCAGCAACGCGCGGCCCGGACAGUGGGUGAUAAUCUCCGGUGCCGGCGGCGGGCUAGGCCACCUCGCAGUACAGCUCGCGAGCCGGGGAAUAGGCCUGCGCGUAAUCAGCAUCGACUACGGCAGCAAAGAGGGACUCGUCAAGGAAUCUGGGGCAGAGCAUUUCGUGGAUAUCACGCAGUUCCCGAGGGACGAUGAUGGGGCCGCGCUGACGAAGCACGUUCAUUCGCUGGCAGAUGGACUGGGCGCUCACGCGGCGAUUGUCUGUACGGCUGUGAAUGCGGCGUAUGCGCAGGCGCUGUCGUUGUUGCGUUUCAAUGGUACGCUGGUCUGCGUGGGCAUUCCGGAACAUGACCCGCAGGCUAUUGCGACGGCGUUCCCGUCUGCGAUGGUUGGCCAGCAGUGGACUAUUACCGGGUCGGCGGUUGGGAGUCGGAAGGAGGCGAUUGAGACUAUGGAGUUUGCUGCCAGGGGUGUCAUUAAGGUGCAUUAUCGGAUAGAGAAGAUGGAUGCUUUGACUGGGGUGUUCAAGGAGCUCGAGGAGGGGAAGAUGCAGGGUCGGGUUGUGUUGGAUCUUUCUGGAUGA